GGUUCUCAACAUGCUCUCUCUGCCCUCGGAGAGGUGGCGGCACGGGAGUCUGCAAAUGUAUAAUAGCACAGGGUACAUAGAGCUGGUACAUCAAAAUUUGUAAGGAAUAGGUACUGAAAGGACACCCAGCAGUUGGAGGUGACAUGGCAGAAGCGGCUUGGGGAGGGGGUCCCCAGGAAGUGACCUCACUUCCUUGACAACGCACCAAACAGAACUUGGAACCCCAGACGCUGGCUGGCCGCAGUUACUCCUGCAGAGACUCCACGAACAGGAGGAUGUGGUCACGUCGUCGCACCGAUAGCCUAGGGUCGGGCCACGAGACAGGGUGGAGCGGGGCCCUCGUCCAAAUGUGGACGCGCAGGGCCAGCUGCCUCCCCAGGCGGCCCGGGCAUACGGAAGCGAGAACACAGAAGGUGACACGGAAGAGCCCGGGACAGGGCACCAGGGAAUCCGCCCCCUGGCUGGAAGAGGCCCGCCGGGCGGGGAGCCUGGAGCCAGGCACCCUGAAGAAGCUGGUGAACCAGCUGGUGCCUGCCCAUCGCCGAGGGGACCCCUUCUUCGUGCCCGCCUUCCUGUCCACCUACAGGAGGUUCGCCACCACGCGGCAGGUUCUGGAUCUGCUGUUCCUCAGGUACAGGUUCUUCCACCCCGACUCUGAGGAGGACCAGCAAAACAAGAGCGCUCUGAGCUCCCUCCUGGAGACCUGGCUGCUCCAGUACCCAGGAGACUUUGGCCGCUGCCCAGACCUGGCCAGCCUGAAGCGGCUGGUGGCCUAUGCCCUGGUCAACCUGCCAGACUCGCAGAUCCUCCCGCAAGUGUGCGGCCUCCUGAGCCGACCCGGAGCCCACUAGCUGUUUGCAGAGCUGCAGCACAGCUCAGGAUACUCCAACUUACAAGAAGGGCUCCAGCGGCACAGCCCUCCCUUGCUCACCUGUAGAA
Molecule: messenger RNA, 939 nt
Organism: Chinchilla lanigera (long-tailed chinchilla)
Lineage: Eukaryota; Metazoa; Chordata; Mammalia; Rodentia; Chinchillidae
Product: ral guanine nucleotide dissociation stimulator-like
Exons: 5
Coding region: 276-851 (191 amino acids)
Source: RefSeq, a predicted model, not a curated record